Molecule: messenger RNA, 3711 nt
Organism: Mya arenaria
Lineage: Eukaryota; Metazoa; Mollusca; Bivalvia; Myida; Myidae
Product: solute carrier family 15 member 4-like
Exons: 8
Coding region: 99-2240 (713 amino acids)
Biological process (GO): transmembrane transport
Cellular component (GO): membrane
Molecular function (GO): transmembrane transporter activity
Source: RefSeq, a predicted model, not a curated record
UGGUGGACGCACUAAAACGAAAGUGGAUAUUAUUGCGGAAGAUUUUUAUAAUUUCUUAGUCAAGUUUUUAAAAACAAAGGAAACACAGAUAUCUAACAAUGGUUGACGAAAGGAAACGACUCUUACCUCCUAGAAUCGGCAGUUCGGAGGAGGAUCCGCCUUGUGGCUGCUCAGAAUGUUGUAUUCCUUUCAGAAUAGAGAACAGAACUUGUUCAAAGACUGCCGUGUUAAUUACCGUAGCUCUGGAGAGACUAGCUUUCUACAGCAUAUCUGGCAAUCUUAUUCUUUUUCUUAAUGGGACAAAAUACAAUUGGUCCUCGUAUGCAGCAAUGAAUGCCUCAUACAUUUUCCUUGGUGUGGCAUGUAUCUUUUACUUCAUUGGUGGAAUUGCUGCAGAUAUUAAGUUUGGUAGAUUCAAAGUGAUAGUCUUUGCCUUUGCAGUUUACACCAUAGGGUAUGCUUUUUUCCCUGUGAUGUCCAACAAACAAAUAAUAAACAAGCUCUCCACAAACGCAACAGAAUUUCAAUGUAACAUUGAUGCUAUGGAUAAGGAGAAAUACUACUGCCCAGCAGUUCUCUACCUAGCAUUGGUGAUAGUUGCUAUGGGAACUGGAAUGCUCAGAGCAAACAUUGCUCCUUUUGGAGCGGAUCAGUUGCAUGGAGAGGAACCAAGGAAAACUGUUGGCUUUUUCAACUGGUAUUACUGGUCAAUCAAUGUGGGAACACUGGUGGCUCUGGGAGGCAUUGCCUACCUUCAACAAGGGAUCAGUGACAACGGUUUCUUCUAUGGGUACAUCAGUGGCAUUUGCAGUCUCAUUUUGGGACUAAUAGCAUUCAUGAUGGGAAUGCGUACAUACAGAUACAAAAAGCCAGUUGGGAGUGUAUUCAAGACCAUCUUCAAGAUAAUAAGAGAAGCAUCAAGAAUCAAGAAGAGGAAAUUGAAUGCUCAGCAACAUCGUUUAAACAUUUCAAGGGCACCAACAGAGAUUGAGGAGGAGCAGGGCCCAACAGCAUUCCUUGACUACGCUAAGUUCCGUCAUGGUGGCAGCUACCACGAUCAUGAUGUAGACGAUAUCAAAAAGCUAGGGAAAAUACUGGCUGUCUUCACUGCCCUUAUUCCAUACUGGAUUGUCUAUUAUCAGAUGGAGACAACAUUCCUGGUACAAGGCCUUCAUAUGCGACUAUUCCUGGGAAAAGAGGCGAACGUGACCAAAAUGUGUAAUGUGUCUCCCUCAACUGUCUACCCUCCGGACAAGCCUUUGGAAAAUGGGUUUGGCAUAGCAGUUGCAUGGUUGACGCUAUUCGAUGUGGUACUUCUCAUCAUUCUCAUUCCGGUUAUGGACAAGAUUAUCUACCCCUGGAUCAACAGCCAGGGCUGGUCUUUCACCAUGGUCAAGCGAAUUCUUGUCGGCUUCGUUUUUGCGCUCCUCGCGAUCAUUGCUGCUGGUCUGCUGGAGAUUUAUAGGCGGGGAGAGUUUUGGCGUACUGAUGCACCCCAUUGUUGUUACAAGAUGGUUCCACAACAAAUACAGAAAGGGGUGACGUACUACGCAGCAGAUCUGAGUAUAUUUUGGCAGAUACCACAAUACGCCCUCAUUGGCUUCAGUGAAAUAUUCACAAGCAUUGCAGGACUUGAGUUUGCCAGUAUGGUUGCACCUCGUUCCAUGAAGAGCAGCGUAAUGGGCUUGUUUUAUUUCUUUUCGGGGCUCGGCAGUUUUCUAGGCUCGCUCAUACUUUUCAUGCUCCAAAACAGGUGGUUUUUCGACGAGGAUCACGGAAAUAUCAACUGUCAAAAGGGCUGUUAUAAUUCUAAGGGAACAUGUCACCUCGAUUGGUACUUUUUUCUGCUGGGCGGAAUACAAGCUGCCGGGUUUCUUUUCUUUUUGAUUCUCAUUCGAAAAUUGAAACUCGAAGAAGAUCCUGCCAUAAUUGGACACGCAUCUUUAAAUGAUUCCCUGGAAGAACGUGAACGGCCGAGAAGUCGAAACAGGGGACGGAGAAUAAGAGUGCAAGAAAACCCCUCGAAUAUCACUACCCCAGAAAGAUCUACUACACCAAGGUCACUGAUUGACACAGACAUAAAAACAGAGUCAUCUGCUUCUGAGUCAGGAUUUUCUGGCGGGGAGGCUGACGGUAUAAAAAGACUAAGCAAUAUGGCAAAGAGGGGAGUCGUUAAUCGUACCAUCAGCAAGGACAGAACUGGUAGGAUUGGCCUCAACGAAGGUGCCCCCGAAUCUUAACAAUGAAAUGUUGGGACUGAAGUCCAUAAGGGGUGUGGUACAUGUUUUUGGGGUGAGAUUAUUAACAGAGUGAAACUGUUAUUUCAAAAAAUGAAUUUAAUCAUAACCUCAGUAAUCUUAAAUCUGUAUAACAUCACAAAUGGCAUCACAUUGAUUUUUUUUAUUUUCUCACCUUGUGUUCAUUUUUAAUAAGAAUGGCAACCAGUACCCAAUUACUCAAUCGAUCGUCCGAGUAUUCGAAUACUAUUUUACUACUCGAGUACUUAAAAAAAGUAUUAUUUUAAAUUUCACUAAAACCACGAUAUAAAGAUAUACAGACUGAAAAUUUUAUUACUGGCAGAAGUCCACACUCAAAAAUAUAGCAAAAACUAUGACACAAAAAUAAUUUUAAUAUGCGACUAAAAUUCACAAAGAUCAUGGUUCAAAUGGCAUACAAAACCAUGGUACCAAGUGAAAUAAAGUUGCCCCCAACAAAGCUUUAUAAGAUGUCUACCUAUAGCAAAUAACACCUGUGUUAUCAGUGCUCAUAGCUGUUUUAUCUACUUUAUAAAUUACUUAUUUAGUUUUAAAUUUGUAUUAAAGUGAUACUCGUAUUUAAAAUCUACAUAUAUCCAUGUAUUUUUUUUUAUAACAACCAUAAAUUUGGAGUGAUAAACCUUGAACUACUUACUAAGUAAGGCAUUCAUGGAAAAUAUUAAUUACUGAUAACAAGAUUGUAACCAUGUAUUUAAUAGCUGAAAAUGCACUAAUAUUAAAUGACUGGUGGGUCCUAAAAGAUUUACAGUGAUCAACUAUCGCAUCAUAAGGUAGAAAUACAGUGUUUUCUGCACCUUUCUUUUGAAUUAAUCACGGGUAUCCUUCAUAAGAACCAUUGUUUUAAAAAUUCAUUCGUCCUUUUCGGCAAAUUAAAACGAUUGUAUUAUUUGUGGUGCUGCUUAUUUAGGAGUAAGAGUGCAUCUAAUGUACGUGUUUUACAGACAUUAACUGUGCAAUUAAUUUAAGUUCAAAAUGUAAAAAAGAAUCCUCAGCCAUCUCCAUUCAAUAAAAAAACCUGUUGAUUUUUGUUGCUGAAUUCUUAUGAUUUAGGUCAAAUUUCUUUUUUGUGCAUAAUACGGUAGAUCUAAUUCUACUCCUAUUAUAAAUUGCUGUUUAUUGAUUGUAAAAAUAUAUAUGUAAUAGAGGACUUUUGUAUGUUCAAGUGUAAUAUUGCAAUAUAUUUCUCAGAGUGAGCACCAAAAAGCUAUAUUUACUUUUGCUGUGCAUGAGGUUGAAAUAUAAGACUUAUAUUUGUGAAAUUAUUUGGUUUGUAAUUUUAUGGUAGUUAUUUUUACUGUUUUUCUUUCAAAGGCUGUUUCAUGUAUGUAUUUUGUCAUAUUAUAUUCCAAAAGAUAUAUUUGCUUACAUGUUAAAUAUUAAUUUUGUGUAAUAAUUAAUAAAAAAAACUUCUGAAAAAUUUAAAGUUGUGUAUUGC